AUGAAUGUCGAAAGGUUAUUCAAAGAGGAGCUGGAGUAUGAAUUAAAAAUUCGUGGAAUUACCGGAAUAAAUACAGUGGACGAAAUGAGGAAAAAAUUACGAACUAUUUUGAAAUUAGAGACUACGGGGAAAUAUGUCCCUCCUGUCGUAGAACUUCCUUCAGCAUCUGAAUUAUUAGUUUGUGAGGAAAAACUUACAAUAAUCGGGAAAAAAAUAUUUUCGAUAUCACCCACUAGUUCCGCUGACGAAAUUGAUAAGAUCGACACCGGAUUGCUACAUCUAAUUAAUAGACUGAACCAAAUAACGACCACAGAUGCUACCGAAAUAGGAAAGAAAUCAGAGGCUGUUCCAAAAUGUCUAGGUCUCUUUGAAGAAUUUGUAAAGAAAUUAGAAAACCAGAAUAAGAAUGUUAAAGAGCAGAAUCCCGAAGAUUCACAACAACGGAAUAUUGCAAAAGGGAUAAAUGAUGAAUCAGCCGAAAAUAUUCAAAGACUUACAAAAGCUGUUCAUGAGGAUGUAGGCAUAAUGAUGAUAGAUUAUGCGAAGAAAUAA
Nezara viridula (southern green stink bug) is the source of this 552-nucleotide messenger RNA. Lineage: Eukaryota; Metazoa; Arthropoda; Insecta; Hemiptera; Pentatomidae. The record is from the annotation of a GenBank genome assembly.